AUGGUGCUGCUCACUUCAUCGCAGGUCUCUGCCAUUGUGUCGAUGGGGGUGGUCUGCAUCUUCACUCUGUUAUUAUUCGUCUCUGGCUACGUUUUGCAGCAGAAUUCAGUGAAAAACAUCCAGCAUGCGCUGCGAAGGCCUCCUGAUAUCGCAGGAGAGCGUAGACGCCCCGAAUCCUCAUUCCAGAAAUCGGCGCACAAACGUGGUUUAUCAGAUUCGGAUAUCCGGCUAGGGGCCGAUCAAGGAAUCUUACAAGGAGGUCAAGAUCGCCACGGAGUAUCAAGAGGCAAUUAUGCAUAUCUGCAGCUACUUGCGAGGCCUGACCCCUCCGACAUCUGCUCUGCUGUUCUGUUCUUCAAACAGCUCGCUACAAAUGGCUCUGCCAUUCAAGACCGCCUCUUUAUGUAUCCCGAGGAGUGGGACCGCAUGUCUACGAAAAAGCUAGGAAAGCCGGCGUCCUUAGCUUUAUCAAUUCUUCGAGCCGCAAGUAUGAAGUAUGGUAUUUGGCUUUUGCCAAUCGAUAUGAGUGCUGCUACGACGCAGGGCUUUUCAUUGACAGAUACCAAAUUACUCCGCUUAGGCCAAAUUCAAUUCAUGCAGUAUGACAGUGUAUUAUAUUUGCAAUCGCCUGGAUUAAUUCUUGAUACCGAGAAACUCGACAAAGUGCUUCUUUCGCAGCCGCUGCCACUCAUACAUGACCUGAAUCGGCCUGAGUCAUACAACAAUGAGGCGUGGACCCCUAUGGCAUUGCGCCCUGACCGUGACGCUGAGCUUCCACCUGCAUACCUGAUCACGGUCAAUAAUGUCGACGGCGGGCGCGUGCAGACCCGUACUCAUGUUCCAAACACCGACCUUGACGGAUUCGGAAAUUUGAUAACAGGGCCAUGGGGAGUGCACUCAGCAGUCAGCGAUAGUGGGGCCUUUGAUCAGCAGGGCUAUGUUUACUUCGAGAAUGAUCGCGACGGGCAAGUCAAGUGGGCUGGAAAUCCGCUUUUUGGAACAUGGCGAUCGCAACAGCACGAGGUAUGCGAAGGACUGAACUUUGAUGACGAUUUUUCUCAUGACGGGCAAUGA
Messenger RNA from Penicillium macrosclerotiorum, 1074 nucleotides. RefSeq lists its product as uncharacterized. Lineage: Eukaryota; Fungi; Ascomycota; Eurotiomycetes; Eurotiales; Aspergillaceae. The transcript has a single exon. The record is from RefSeq and is a predicted model, not a curated record. The coding region runs from base 1 to 1074 and encodes 357 amino acids.